GGCAGUCCUGGGAACACGCCCGCCCUCCCUCCUCUCCAGGAUAAAAGGAACCAGAGAACACCAGGAUAAAAACAAAAACAAAACAAAAAGCCAAAUUACCACAAACGCCCGCCCCGGGCUCCCCUUGAGUUCGGUGCCCCGCGGGCGUGCACUUUGUCGCCUGGAGUGGAGCGGGGCAGAGCUGGCAGGACAGGACAGGUCCUAGGAGCUAGGAUUUGCAGCACACACCUAGUAGCUCCCUCCCAAGGCUGACCGCCCUGUUCUCCCUCAGAAUCUCAGCAGAAACUUUUCCCUCUGUUCCCCGCGCCACCGCGAGGUGAUUAGCCGAUCGCUGGUGGGGAGGACGCCGGUCCUUUGCCCAGGAGACGCCCUUCGAGACCCUUGAAGCCCUGCCCUCGGGGACUUCGGUCCAGCAUGGGAUCAGGUGGAAGGUUCCUACAGAACAGCCUGGCUUUCCUGGGCCGUCGGUGCUUCCUGGAGUUCCAUGGAAAAUGGGAGGCCUCCCGACCCUGCAGACUGGGCUGUGAUGGACGUCGUCAAUUAUUUCAGAACAGCAGGAUUUGAGGAGCAAGCCGGUGCAUUUCAGGAACAGGAAAUUGAUGGAAAAUCCCUGCUCUUGAUGACGAGAAAUGACGUGUUGACAGGACUUCAGUUAAAACUGGGGCCUGCUCUGAAAAUCUAUGAGUAUCAUGUAAAACCUCUUCAGACCAAGCAUUUAAAGAACAACUCUUCAUAGUAAAUCAAAGUGAGGUCUCAGUCCUCAGAACAAAAUACACAAGUGUUGUAAUUUAGUUUCAUGUUGUGAAACUCUGCAAACAGAAUACAUAGAUGUGUGUGUGUAAAGAAGUCCAACCCAACAAAAUGUUAUCCUAUUGGAUAGACUAGGCAAUCCAUCAGCUGGCCUGACUCAGCCUGGAGGAGCAAACACAGAGCAGACAUGAUUGUCCUUGUUAAACCAAGUUGUCACCCAGUCUUAAGUACCCCUCCCCCCAGGAGCUUUGAUAUUACAAGAACCAUAGAGUUGUUUCCAUCAAGUUCUUAAAAAAAAAGGAUGGAAGUGGAAUGUGUGUCCUUGGGCUAUAGAAAUGAGAAUAAACUAAGCUUCCUGGAGAGGGGAGGAAGGGAGGAGGCGGGGCACGAAGGGAGGAGGACUGCUGUCUCCUGGAGUCUCUCUGCUCCUAGGCAUCCUAGAUAUACAUAUGUUCCUUGGACGGAACUGCCAACACCCUUUCUUUGUAGAGGGUUCUCCAUUUGACCUUGUUAAGGUUUCCCAGGGAUUGUGCUGUGCUGUGUUUGAAUUGAACACAUACCAGGCCCCCUUCAGGAGCAGAACUCUCUCUGAGAAGAGAAACUUGUUUUGCACUGGAGAGAUCUAUUGUGAUCAACUCACUGUCACUGUCACGGGGGUAAGAAUAUUUCCUGCUUACGUCAGUUCCUUAUUGCUGAAGAAAGCAGUUAGAGGUUUUUGUUUUUGUUGUUGUUGUUAUUUUGCUUUUUUUUUUACUUUAUGGUUUAUAUUUAUAAUAAUUUCUUUUUGAAGCAUUUUGCCAAGAGUUAAUAGAUGAUCCCAAAGCUUUGUUGAUAGCACAGAAUAUUUUUAUAUUAUAUAUAUAUAGCCCUCCAUGAUGCUGUAAUCGUUUUUGGCUGUCCUCUGCAGUGUUUGGUCCCUGGUUUGAGUACCUAUCUUUCAGAACUUGAAAAAGUAGGCUUGCUACAUCUCUGUUCCAAGAGACACUUACUGAGUGAUGUGUGUCCAUGCCUCAUGGAGUUGGUGCUUUGUGAUUGCAAUAAAACACCAUUUCAGUUCA
Messenger RNA from Apodemus sylvaticus (European woodmouse), 1808 nucleotides. It is a transcript of the gene Samd13, whose product is annotated as sterile alpha motif domain containing 13. The transcript is spliced from 3 exons. Lineage: Eukaryota; Metazoa; Chordata; Mammalia; Rodentia; Muridae. Bases 485 to 736 code for a protein of 83 amino acids. Gene Ontology annotation, molecular function: protein binding. The record is from RefSeq and is a predicted model, not a curated record.